This is a messenger RNA of Hyaloscypha bicolor E, 1326 nucleotides long. Its product is annotated as carbohydrate-binding module family 48 protein. Gene Ontology annotation, molecular function: protein kinase binding. The record is from RefSeq and is a predicted model, not a curated record. The transcript is spliced from 2 exons. Gene Ontology annotation, biological process: signal transduction. The annotation marks the transcript as partial. Gene Ontology annotation, cellular component: nucleus; cytoplasm; nucleotide-activated protein kinase complex. NCBI's taxonomy places the organism in Eukaryota, Fungi, Ascomycota, Leotiomycetes, Helotiales, Hyaloscyphaceae.
AUGGGCACCUUCGUGUUCAAGUGGGAGCAUGACGCAUCAGAGGUCUACGUGACUGGCACAUUUGACGACUGGACGAAGAGCGAGAAGCUGAUUCAGACUGGCAAUGUCUUCGAGAAGAAUGUGACGCUACCGAGCGCGGCCGAGAAGAUAUACUACAAGUUUGUUGUCGAUGGUGAAUGGGUUACCGAUCCCACUGCCCCUCAAGAGAAAGACGCUUCAGGCAACCUAAACAACGUCCUCACCACAGACCGAAUCGUCAAGCACACGCCCGAGUCAGCUGGUAUCAUGUCUGGAGUUGCUCCUACAUCCACGACAGCUGAACUGGCGAAGAAUGUUCCACUCGAAAAGACUGGCUCAUCAGACCUGCCAGGCACUUUCCCCGAGACCCCAGCUGCUGUUGAAAAAGGCGACUUCUCCGUGGCCCCUCUCCCAGCUUUCGAUGGGGCUAUCAAUCCCAUAAAGCUUGCCCCUGGCGAGAAAGUCCCGGAUCCAAGCUCGUUCACGAACAAUACUGUCACCUCUGGAGUUCGCGAUGACCCCGAGCUUGUUGCCGCUGCUGCCAAGGAGGAACAGCAGCCAGAACCAACCUUCAGCGUCGCACCACUUCCAGCCUUUCCGGGUGGCGUCAACCCGGUCAAGGUUGCACCUGGGGAAAAGAUUCCCGAAUCGAGCACGUUGACGGGCAAUACUAUUCAUUCGGCGGUCACGACCGACAAAGAGUCCUACGAAAAGAGUGGUGGGUUGGGAAAUGCUCCUGUUCUUCCUCCGGUCGUCACCCCUCAAAGUGAGCGGGAUCAAAAAGGCACCGGCAUUCUUGAUCUUCCACCCAUUUCGAAGAAGUUGAUUCCGGAGUCAAGCUUACCAAUUGGAGGUACAGGUGCAGAGACCUUCGAUGCUGGUCCAACGAUCCAAUCUUCCGGCCCAGCAAGCACUACCGCCCAACUUGCCGCAGCUGUGCCUCUCGAAUCAUCUAAAGUACCAGAAGUUGUGAAGGAAAGCCAAGCAGAGGCAGGAGUAGGGCCAGAAGCCAGUGCCGUUCCGGAAGAGGUUAAGGAGAAGAGCGCCGUGGAGAAGGAGCUCUUGGGCCAUGUUCCCGUCGCCCCAGCUACCUCCGAGGGAAUUGCAGAACAUCCCAACUCUGUCAGCGCCCCAGCAAAGGAUACACCGGAAGUAGUAAAGGAAUCAAUCGCCGAAUCAGGCCAGAGCCCUGAAGCUGCUGCGAACGAGGAAGCCGUGUUGGAGAAAAAAGCUGUGGAAAAGGAACUUCUCUCCGAGAUCAAGCCCGAAACCUCUACUGGUGAACCUGCACCAAAGGGAACUUCUGCU